Messenger RNA from Nymphaea colorata (pocket water lily), 1474 nucleotides. RefSeq lists its product as uncharacterized. The transcript has 5 exons. The record is from RefSeq and is a predicted model, not a curated record. NCBI's taxonomy places the organism in Eukaryota, Viridiplantae, Streptophyta, Magnoliopsida, Nymphaeales, Nymphaeaceae. The coding region runs from base 137 to 1288 and encodes 383 amino acids.
AAGAAGGGAAGGAAAAUUGGAAGAGAACGUGAGGUGUCGAAGGUGAGCGUCCCGUCUCUCUGCGACGAAGAGGAGCCAAGUGAGGAGAGGGAGACGAAAGCCCGUCAUCCUCUCCUUCCUCUUCUUCUUCUUCUUGAUGGCCGUCGCCUCAGCUGCAAGGGUUCUCGGCCUCGCCCUCUCCGCCUCCCACUCCGACUGCCUCUUCCACCGCCCCUCCCUCUCCUUUUCCCGCGAUUUCCGGCCGGCGGUUCCUGCCUCGCCCAGACCAAUCGACGGCUGCUGCAGGAAGCGGAGUCUUAACUCCCCUUCGUCCCUUAAUUGCUUGUUCCCUGGUGUCGACGGCGGCUUUUGGGAGACUGCUGGUGGCGGCGAUGCGGACGGCACCGGUGAGGACGGCGAGGACUGUGUCUCGACGCGGAGGGUGAGGUUUCAUCGGGAAUUCGCAGUGCUCGCUAAUAUCUUGAAGCGGAUCGAGCCGCUUGACACGUCGGUGAUCGGCGAGGGAGUCUCCAGCGCGGCCAAGGAGUCGAUGAAGCGGACGAUCUCAACGAUGCUGGGGCUGCUGCCGUCGGACCAGUUCGCAGUUACGGUGAAGGUUCCGCAGCAGCCGAUGGCGAGGCUUCUGUCGUCUUCGAUAAUCACCGGGUAUACGCUAUGGAAUGCAGAAUACCGUGUUUCAUUGAUGAGGAACUUCAAUAUUCCUCUUGAACGAGAGUUGGAAGUCUCACCUAAUGACCCCAAAUUCUUGGACAAUUUGAAUGACGAGCAGAACGAUGCUGUUGGAGUUCACACAGGAGAAGAACUAAUGGGAGAAUGUGAGCUAGGGCUGCGGACUAUUGGUCAUUUGUCUCAGGAAGCUCUGAGCUACAUCCAAGAACUGGAAUCGGCGUUGGCCACGGUAGAGGAGGAGCUGGAUGCCGAAAAAAAGCAAACUGCGAUCAUUGAAAAGAAUGGGGAAUGCAAUGACUUGUUAGACUACUUAAGAUCUUUAGAACCUGAAAUGGUGACUGAAUUAUCACGCCCAUCAUCACCCGAAGUGGAGGAGAUUAUUCAGCAGCUUGUUGAGAACAUCUUACAAAGAUUCUUCAAGAAUGAAAAUUCUUCAGAUAGCUUGGAAGCUACAGAGGCAAUGAAGAGUUAUGUUGAAGAUGAAGUUCGUCAUGGAAGCACAAUGGGAACUUCUCGAGAUUACCUUGCUAAAUUGAUAUUCUGGUGCAUGCUUUUGGGGCACCAUAUGAGAGGGUUGGAGUACAGGCUUCACUUAAGCUGCGUGGUUGGGAUCUUAUAAAGAGAGGAUUAGGCUGUACAUUCUUCACUAUCAAGUUGAGCCAUCCAUACCAAUCUGGCGGUGCCACCGUCCAGUAUAUUCUAUAUCUUAAUUCAUCAGACUGAUAGAUGUAGCUUGCAACCAGGAACUUGUAAAGUGAACCUCUUUUUGCUCCAUUUAUAAAAGUAGUUCCAAGUUUUUGAAGCA